AAGCUCACAGAUGAUCUGGACGCGAAUAGCCCACCACAGUUAGUCUCACAGGAGCCCACCUAAUAAGCAUAGAAUAGAAUUGAAUCUAGAACCCUCGUACCUUCUCUCAGGCAAGCACAAAGCAGAAAAAGCGAAGCCUUGAAACAACGGCAAUGGCUGAAGGAGAGGACAAUGCCGAGUUCUACCUGCGCUACUACGUGGGACACAAGGGAAAAUUUGGGCACGAGUUCUUGGAAUUCGAGUUCCGACCGGACGGCAAGCUCCGAUACGCCAACAACUCUAACUACAAGAACGACACUAUGAUUCGCAAAGAGAUCUUCCUCACCAUCGUCGCCGAUUCUGAGAUAAUGAAGGAAGAUGAUAACAAUUGGCCGGAGCCUGACCGUGUGGGGAGGCAGGAGCUGGAGAUUGUGAUGGGGAAUGAGCAUAUUUCUUUCACGACGUCGAAGAUUGGUUCUCUUAUGGAUGUUCAGACUAGUAAAGAUCCUGAGGGUUUACGAAUCUUCUAUUACCUUGUUCAGGAUCUAAAAUGCUUUGUCUUCUCUCUGAUCUCCCUACACUUCAAGAUCAAACCCAUAUGAAGAAGAUAUGUGGUGCUACUGGAAGACAUGAAUUGUGUUAUCUUUUUGCUGUACUUGUAUUGUUCAUGGUUUGUUAAUGAGACUGGAAAAGAAGCUAUGUAACUCCUUCGGCGUGCUGUAUCCUGACGUGGCUGCUAGAACUGACAUACAUUCUUCCCUCUUUGUGAAAUCGAGUAGUAGGGUUUUCAAUGUGUGAAGUGGUAGAUCUGAGUUAUUUUACAUUUUGAUCUAAAAAACAUCUAUGCUUUGAUCAUGA
Molecule: messenger RNA, 837 nt
Organism: Sesamum indicum (sesame)
Lineage: Eukaryota; Viridiplantae; Streptophyta; Magnoliopsida; Lamiales; Pedaliaceae
Product: protein mago nashi homolog
Biological process (GO): RNA splicing
Cellular component (GO): nucleus; exon-exon junction complex
Source: RefSeq, a predicted model, not a curated record